UCGUAUUUAUUUCAAAUUUCAAGACAAACUUCAAUAGUGUUUUUACACAAUUCCAAUUGAUAAAGACAACAUAAUCUCGACAUGAAUAGUAAAUAACAAGGUACAUAAAAAAAAAAGAAAAUAAAAAGAUAUACCAGACGAACGCAUUUAGCACAAAACCAAAAUAUACUCUUUUGUACUUUUUGAACGAGUCUAAAAAAGGGAGCAAAUAAAUGUGCUGCUUAAACUAGUUGUAGAGUGCUUUGUCUGGCGUUGGCAGGCAAUAAAUUUUGAAUUUUUGAAUCGAGUACAAACAGAAAUGCGCAUUUGAAUUGUAUACUGGUUUUCGUGCCCCAACAAUGUUCAAGCAGAGCUGCACCAACCUGACAACAAUACCCAAGCAACGUGUGCGCCAGUGGCUGAGCACCUUUGAGACCGUUGUGUUCGAUGCGGAUGGAGUGCUGUGGCACUUUAAUAAGGCGAUCGAUGGCUCCGUGGAGGCUUACAAUCAGAUACGGGCGAGUGGAAAACGCAACUUUAUUGUGACCAAUAAUUCGUCAAUGUCCAGCGAUAAACUGGUGAAGAAGGCCAACGAUAUGGGCUUAGAUGUAGACAAGAGUCAUAUUCUUAGCUCAUCAAUGUCCAUAGCCAACUAUCUGAUGACCAAAAAUUUUCAAAAGAAGGUAUAUGUUGUGGGCGAUGCCGGCAUUACCGAGGAGCUGGACAAGCUGGAUAUAUGUUCUUUUACCGUUGCGCCCGAGCAGCAGGAGAAGCCCAUGCAUCAAGUUUCUAUGGAAAUGGUAAUGGAUCCGGAUGUUGGUGCAGUUGUUGUUGGCAAGGAUGACACAUUCAAUGUGACCACCAUAAUCAGAGCUUGCAACUAUCUGCGAAAUCGAAAAACCCUCUUCCUGGGCACCUGCCUGGACACGCUCUAUCCCAUUGCCAAUAAUCGUAUCAUUAUUGGGGCAGGGGCAAUGAUAGCGGCAAUUAAAACUGUAAGUGGACGUAAGCCGCUUAUUAUGGGCAAACCCAAUCCCUGGUUAUUGAGGGAGCCAGUUACCUGUGGUGUUAUAAAUCCGGAAACUACACUAAUGAUCGGCGAUACUCUUGCAACAGAUAUUUUGUUUGCGCAUUACAAUGGAUUUCAAUCACUUUUCGUGGGAACGGGUGUUAACAGCCUGAAGGAUGUGGAAAAGUUGCGUAACAGCGGCAACGAGAAAAUGAUGCACAUGGUGCCUGAUACCUAUUUGCCCAAGCUGUGUUUUAUAAAUGAAUUUCUACCAUAAUUGAGCGUAAAUAAACCGAAAGGGGAUGAGCUAAACUGGCAAGUCAUCGAACUCGGCUCAGUUUUUGUACCAUUUUAGCUCAUCCUUUGCUUUAAUUUCU
Messenger RNA from Drosophila novamexicana, 1365 nucleotides. RefSeq names its product glycerol-3-phosphate phosphatase. Gene Ontology annotation, molecular function: phosphatase activity. NCBI's taxonomy places the organism in Eukaryota, Metazoa, Arthropoda, Insecta, Diptera, Drosophilidae. Gene Ontology annotation, cellular component: cytoplasm. The transcript has 2 exons. The coding region runs from base 339 to 1265 and encodes 308 amino acids. The record is from RefSeq and is a predicted model, not a curated record.